AUGGAAUUGGGUUCAUCGUACUCAGACGCUUCCUCUUCACGCGAAGAGGACGAGGUAGAUGAAGGUCAAACUGACCAGGACGAUAUCAUAGCAACUGGAAUGGCUCAAGAAAUAGAGGCCAUAAAGUGGGAGAGGGAUGCCCUAAAACGAGAAAUAGAAGAACUUCAAAACCAAUGUAGGGGCAUUUGGCCACUGAAAGGUCUUGCCUACGAAGUCGCAGGAGAGAGAAAAUUAUUUACAUUAGAAGAAGAACUCAAAGCAGAGAUAACAGAAAACAUAAUGGAGGAGAGACAAGUUCUGAGGCUGAGGCUGGAAACAGAAGAGGUCAGAGACCAAAUUAAAUCAUCUGAUAAACGCGCCUUAAACAACGCUAGAGGCGCCUUAAAACUUGCAACAGAAAAUCUCCUUGACCAGCGUAAGGCCGCUGCAAGACUGGAAGAGCAAUUGAACCGUGCAAGAAAGCGAUAUGAAGGCAUCACAACAGAGAGAGAAUCAGCAAAAUUAAAAUGCCAAAAGUCAGAAGCGGAUUGUAAGGACAUGAGGAAGAAUUUGGAGGCCCUCAGAGCUGAAAGAGGAAAACUCUUAGCUCAUAUUAAGAACUACGGUCUACCGAAAGAACAAUUUAUAGCGGCAAAAGUGCAAUGUGCCAACGUCACAAAAGAGAGAGACUCUAUCGCAGAAAGGUCCAUACGCUCACAAGCGAAUAGUAAUUCCUGCAAGAAGAUUAUAGAGGCGCUAAAAGUUGAAGGAAGGGAAUUCCGAGACCAGUUUAAGGACUAUGAUCUAAUGCAAAAACAACUUAACACUGUAAGAGAGCAAUGCGAAAAUAUUAAAAAAACAGAGAAACGUUUAUAUACUAAAGGCACAAAAACUAAAACAGAGAAGAGAGUCAAUAAUGAUUGA
Cryptotermes secundus is the source of this 903-nucleotide messenger RNA. RefSeq names its product coiled-coil domain-containing protein 186-like. The transcript has a single exon. NCBI's taxonomy places the organism in Eukaryota, Metazoa, Arthropoda, Insecta, Blattodea, Kalotermitidae. The record is from RefSeq and is a predicted model, not a curated record. The coding region runs from base 1 to 903 and encodes 300 amino acids.